UGGAAAGCCUGGCCAAUCAUAAAGUCGCAGAUUUCAAAUAUACGCCCGCUAAUUCCAUUACUCAAACUCUUCUUCUUGUUUGUUCUUUUCAGCUGCAACUUACUCACCUGCUACAACUCAAUCCAGUUCUACUGCUACAUCUCCUUUCAUAAAAUCCAAAACUAGGGUUAGGGUUUUCAUUUUCGGUACUAGACGGUCAUGGAGGCCGCAGUGAUCGAUGCCGGCUCAAUGCUCCUCAAGGCCGGUUUCGCAGUUCCCGAUCAACCUCCUGCAUUGAUAAUUCCCACACAGAUGAAGCGAAUGCUUGAUGAUGGGUCAGGAAAUGAUAAUCCAGCAGUAGAUGACUUUGCGGUUGAUCCGGUGGUGAGAGGUUUUGUAAGUGAUUGGGAUGCCAUGGAGGAUUUGUUGCAUUAUGUAUUGUACACUGGGCUUGGAUGGGAAAUGGGAAAUGAAGGCCAGAUACUAUUUACAGAUCCACUUUGUACCCCAAAGGCUAACAAAGAACAGUUAGUGCAACUAAUGUUUGAAACAUUCAACAUAUCAGGGUUUUAUGCAUCGGAACAGGCAGUGUUGUCGCUAUAUGCUGUGGGACGUAUCUCUGGAUGCACAGUUGAUAUUGGUCAUGGAAAAAUAGAUAUUGCACCAGUAAUUGAAGGUGCUGUUAACCACAUUGCCUCAAGAAGAUUUGAGUUUGGAGGUACUGAUCUAACCAAUUUCCUGGCACAAGAACUUGGCAAAUCCAAUCCACUAGUCAAUAUCAGCUUGUCUGAUGUUGAGAAAAUAAAACAACAAUACUCGUGUUGUGCUGAAGAUGAAUUAGCUUAUCAGAAGACCCGGAAUUCUUGCCCUGAGGAGAAACAUACCCUUCCUGAUGGACAGGUGAUAACAAUUGGAAGAGAAAGAUAUACUGUUGGUGAAGCUUUAUUCCAGCCAUGUCUAUUGGGUUUGGAGGCUCAUGGCAUUGUUGACCAGCUUGUUCGAACUAUUUCAACUGUGUCAUCUGAUAAUCAUCGGCAACUCCUGGAAAAUACUGUGGUCUGUGGUGGCACUUCUUCUAUGACUGGUGGUACCCCCCUCUUUCCUUCCACAGCGAGAGCUCGGCUACCCGACAGAUCCAAACCCAGCACGACCGUGGUUGAAGCGUUAUCACCCCCUCAAAUAACCACUAGACCUGUCCGGCAACCGACAACCGAACAUUGGCGCUGUCUGUGGGGAUUGCCUAGAUGGACGUUGUGCCGGGCCCGGAGACCAAGGCCGAGGAGCCGGAGCGGAAGGGGCGGCCUCCGUCGCCUCACUAAGAGGACGGCGAAGGUCCCCCCGACAACACACCGAACCGCACACGAGGAUGCGACCCUUCGGGGGAACGGGCGGCGACAGCGCCAUAAUAAUGCAGGAGCUACGUCACAGGGUCCAGAACCUGGAGCGGCAACUGGCCGACCAGGAGCGCGACGGACGAACCACCGAUCCCAGCUACACCCCAUCCCCUGA
Molecule: messenger RNA, 1488 nt
Organism: Arachis duranensis
Lineage: Eukaryota; Viridiplantae; Streptophyta; Magnoliopsida; Fabales; Fabaceae
Product: actin-related protein 7
Exons: 6
Coding region: 199-1488 (429 amino acids)
Biological process (GO): anatomical structure morphogenesis
Cellular component (GO): nucleus
Source: RefSeq, a predicted model, not a curated record